AUGGAGAUGGAGCGCACGUACAUCAUGAUUAAGCCGGACGGGGUGCAGCGUGGCCUGGUCGGCAACAUCGUGCAGCGGUUCGAGCAGCGCGGCUACCAGCUGCAGGCGCUCAAGCUCUUCCAGGCGGACGAGGCGCUGCUGCGCCAGCACUACUGCGACCUCGUCGAGAAGAAGUUCUUCCCGGACCUGCUCUCAUACAUGCUUUCCGGGCCCGUCUGCUGCAUGGUUUGGCAGGGCGAGAAUGCGGUCAAGAUGGGCCGGCAGAUGCUCGGGGCGACAAACCCGCAGGAGUCGCUGCCCGGCACCAUCCGCGGAGACUUCUCCAUCGUCGUCGGCCGCAACAUCUGCCACGGCUCCGACUCGGCCGAGAACGCCGAAAAGGAGAUUGCGCUCUGGUUCAAGGACGGCGAGGUCGUCUCGUGGGAGGACCACUCCAAGGCGUGGGUCUACGAGUGA
Messenger RNA from Emiliania huxleyi CCMP1516, 456 nucleotides. Its product is annotated as nucleoside diphosphate kinase. Gene Ontology annotation, molecular function: nucleoside diphosphate kinase activity. Bases 1 to 456 code for a protein of 151 amino acids. Lineage: Eukaryota; Haptophyta; Isochrysidales; Noelaerhabdaceae. The transcript has 3 exons. The record is from RefSeq and is a predicted model, not a curated record. Gene Ontology annotation, biological process: UTP biosynthetic process; CTP biosynthetic process; GTP biosynthetic process.